Molecule: messenger RNA, 525 nt
Organism: Brassica oleracea var. oleracea
Lineage: Eukaryota; Viridiplantae; Streptophyta; Magnoliopsida; Brassicales; Brassicaceae
Exons: 3
Coding region: 105-368 (87 amino acids)
Source: RefSeq, a predicted model, not a curated record
ACACAACAUAAUAAAAAAAAAAAAGAUAUACAAAGAGUUGAUAGUAGGAUACAAGUUCGCUUUUGAUCACUGUCCUCAAAAAGAGAGAAAAAGGACCAGCUGAAAUGGGGCGUUGGGUGAGACCUGAGGUGUACCCUCUUCUCGGAGCAAUGGGAUUUGUAACAUCUAUGGUUGUGUUUCAACUCACAAGGAAUGCAUUAUUAAACCCUGAUUGCAGGAUAAGUAAAGAGAACAGAAAAAUGGGAAUUCUGGAAAAUGAAGAUGAAGGAGAAAAAUAUGCACAACACAAUCUUCGCAAGUAUUUGAGGACCCGUCCACCUCAAGUUAUGCCUUCUCUCAACCGUUUCUUCUCUGAAGAGGACAACUAAACUAUUUCACCUUAUCAUAAAAGUUACUUAUAUACUCGUUAUACAAAUUAAAUCUAGUUUGGGAUUGCUUAAUGUGUAUUGUAAUACUUAGUAGGGCUGGACAAUUUAUCCGAUAAAUUUGAUUCGAUUCGUUAUUCGUUUCGAUUCGAUCCGAAAA